Messenger RNA from Theileria orientalis strain Shintoku, 840 nucleotides. RefSeq lists its product as hypothetical. The transcript has a single exon. The coding region runs from base 1 to 840 and encodes 279 amino acids. Lineage: Eukaryota; Apicomplexa; Aconoidasida; Piroplasmida; Theileriidae. The record is from RefSeq and is a predicted model, not a curated record.
AUGAAUAUAUUUAGAGCGGUCAAUACUGUUUCGUAUCGACUCUUUAUAUUCUUGUUGUUCAGUGGACGGAAUCUAGUGGAAUCCCGUGGAUCAUCAUCUACUCGUAAAUCCGGUACAGGUGGAACAGCUACACCUAAGAGUGGUACUCAACAACAAUCUACUCCAGCUGCCAGGACCGGCUCCCACCAACCCAGUGGUCAAUCUGCUAGUAGUCAACCCGCGGGUGGAGCUAGUCUAACAUCUGGUAGCGCUCAAGCUGCUAGAACUGGUACUCAAGGCGGAGCUGGAUCACCAGUUACCACUCCACCAGCUAAUGAAGGUACUGGUACAAGUCCAACAUCUGGUGGAGGAAAUCCAGCCAAUCAACCUAACGAUCUUCAGACAAAAUCACCUCAAAAUAGUUCUGAAGAAUCAAAAUUUGAGGAAUACCACAAUCAUAUUAAACUUUUCAAAGCUGAUCCUAACGAUAACACCAAGACUAUAGAACUUACUACCAGUGAGUAUGAACACAAAUUUGACGUUGACGAACAUAUAUACACUUUCAAAGAUAAUACUAAUUGUAGUUUAAUUCAGAUUGAAGGUAAAGAUUUAUGGAAAUAUGGUUCUACAACACCUGAUACGUCCAAAUCUAAUCCCUCCGAAACUGAUACCUCUAAAUUUAAUGCCAUGUACCCUAAAGGCAUGUCGAUUGAAGAGCAAAUCAUAUUUAUUUAUUUUGAUGGCCUCACAGAAGUUUAUUCUAAAAAAUCCGGAGAGUGGAAUAAGUACGGGAAAGUAAAUAAAGACAUAUCCAAGGAGAAUCUGGCCAAGAGCAGUGAUCCAAAGAAAACGGGAAAUUAA